GUAAUUCUCGCCGUUUUUCAUUCUCUUCUCCCUCUUUUCCUAACCAUUUCAUUUCCCUGGAAAAAACCGACACCUCUCUCCUCUCUCUCUCCGUUAAAAAGCUCAAGCACUUUCCAAUGGUGUUCGUCACUUUCUACCCUAACUCCUCUGAAUCAUAUCUUCUUCAAUCAUACCAUUCCAACACAUCAAUCAUAUUCGUAUCUGGGUUUUUUUUCUCGAUUCAGAAAUGUCACAGAAUCGAAGCUUCCAAGACGGUUCACAGCACCAAUCAACAAUGGAUUCUGCUUUUACAAGGUUGCAGCAAGGGUUGAUGAUGACCCCUGAGUCUGAGAUCCAGCAUGUCAUAGAGCCAUUUCUCGAGCCUUUGGUUCUUAAAAUCGUAAGUGAAUUUUCAUCUGCCAAUAAGAUUCAGCAGUUAGAAGAUGGCAAAGGUGACAACAAGACGUCAGAGGAUGACGUUUCUUCUUUAAAGAAGGUGGUGGAGGUGAUGGUGAUACAGAGGGUUCAUCAUGUAAUAGAGCCACUUAUGGAGCAUUUGCUACGUAAAGCUGCGAAAGUAGUAAUUGAAUCUGUUGUGGACAAGGUUUUGACUAGGAACUCUGGGAAUGAGAUGCAUUCUUCAGAACCAAGAAUCCUACAGCUACGAUUUCAAACUCUCUCUGACAUAUGAC
Camellia sinensis is the source of this 671-nucleotide messenger RNA. Lineage: Eukaryota; Viridiplantae; Streptophyta; Magnoliopsida; Ericales; Theaceae. The record is from RefSeq and is a predicted model, not a curated record.